This is a messenger RNA of Gallus gallus (chicken), 8333 nucleotides long. RefSeq names its product zinc finger and BTB domain containing 38 (gene ZBTB38). Gene Ontology annotation, molecular function: RNA polymerase II cis-regulatory region sequence-specific DNA binding; DNA-binding transcription factor activity, RNA polymerase II-specific; protein binding. Lineage: Eukaryota; Metazoa; Chordata; Aves; Galliformes; Phasianidae. Gene Ontology annotation, biological process: regulation of transcription by RNA polymerase II. The record is from RefSeq and is a predicted model, not a curated record. The transcript has 11 exons. Gene Ontology annotation, cellular component: nucleus. Bases 2411 to 5992 code for a protein of 1193 amino acids.
ACCGCCUUCCAGCGUCCCAAAAUGGCGCUGUGCCGCCCGCGGAGGCGUUUGUGGUACGGCGGUGCGUCUCGGUCCCGAGCGAGGACUGCCGCCGGCUGCCGUCACCUGACGAGAGGGAAAGGCAAGCUGAGCUGCACCCUCAGGGUAACUGGAUUUAAGAACGAAAUUAGUCCAACACCUCGCACUGGGAGAAUAAAGCUAAGUUGUCUGUCGGGGAAUAGGAAGACUGAAAACAGCAAAAUGAUUUUCUUCCAGAGAUGAGGAAACUUGUCAGGGUUACUAGGAGUGAGGUCCCCCGCUGAUGCAGUUUAUCUGGCUACCUAUUGAGGACACUGCCCACUCACAAGAGAGAAAGAUGAACUACAUAAGGCCUGAAUUCAUGCUUUGAUUUCUGAGCAAGCAGUGAAAAAUUAAUCUGCCUAGCAACAAAAGAUGCUCUCUCGCCCUCUAGUGGAAGAUAAUAACAUCGUUGUUUUUCCUUUGCAUCUGUAAACCAUCAGAAUUCACUGUGUGCAUCUGAAAUUCUGGAAAGUGACGAUGAGAAUCCCAGAGAGGAAUUUUUCAUUAAAGUGAGCAGUAUAUUAACAGAAAGACAGACACAUAAGUAUGAACUACUCCAGUUUUAACAGGGGCAAAAUACAAGGUGCAGAUAUACUGUUUAUUUUGUAUCAAAUUAUUCCAACUACUGAGAAAUUACUGUGGUGCUCUGUUUAACCAGUCUACAGAAUAGUGUCUUCACCAUCACAAAAGGUGAGGGAACAUUGCUAACAAAGUCUAGCCUAUAAAGUAUGCUAGCCUGCACAAGUAAGCAUGGGUAAUGAUGACAGUUUUUUUUUGGCGUAUGCUAAGGAAUUACAAACAAUUCAAUAGUCCAGAUGUUUGUUUUGCCAAUAGACAGAGUCAGCAGGAAGGACACAGACAGCAAGUUAAAGAAUCGAGUUCAUCUUUACUUACAUUUAAAGUAAUUAAAUCAUAAGUGAAAUGAUACACCAAGAAUAAAACAAAAGAAGGCAGUGCACCUAACCAUUACUACAUAAGAUGAACUAUAGUGAUUAAUAAAGAUAUAUCACCAGUUGCCCUAAUACUUUACCGUCAUCCGGUUGUUGCGGAGUCCCAAUUCCAGCGAAGAUUUGUAGAACCUUUCCUGGCAAAUGGGAGGUCCUCCACUGUCUUAGAAAUAAUACCUAAUCAAACGUCCGUGGCUCUUGACCUUCUGGCAGACCAAUUCAUUCAAAUGAGAAAUGCAAUUUUUCAACAUCAUGUGGUUUUUUGUUAUUUGUUGGUAGAAGAAGGGGGAGUUUGCAGAACAUUAAAUGAAUCCUAUUUUUACCUACAAAUUGAUGACAAUGGAAAAGUGGUAAAACAAAUAAUAAAGGAAAUGAAAAGGCUAGCACGUGUACCUAUCCAGAUGUGGAAAGGUUGGGAAUUGGAUAUGUUUUCAUGGCUGCUAGGGGGACCAUGGGUUAAGCGUGCACUUUUCUUUCUUCUUUGCGCAGCCACUGUUUUUUAUUCCAUGUUUAAUUCCCUGUUUUAUGCAACUAAUUAGAUGCGUUUUAAGAGGAAUGCAAAUCAUAGCCAUGACUAAUGAGCAGAAGUUAACUGAGGCACAAAAAGAGAGGCCUUUUUGUCUAAUGCCUAUGUCUAAGAGUGUAUUUAACAGGAGAUAUAUUAUGAAGGUUGUGGUUUAUCUUUAGGUCAAAGGACUGAUAGAGGUAGUAAAGCCUGAACAACAGGCCUUGAAAUGAAGCUGACCUCUAGAUGAACCUGACGACCAAAUACUAUGCUGCACGUGCAACGCAAUAUUUAUCUAUUUCGCUGUUUUAACAUGAAUAUAUAUAUAUUAAUGCUAGUCUAUAGAGAUCUAUUUAAUGCUUCUUGUGUAACAGUAACCAGUAGUGUAUCUUUAUUUAGGGGCGUGUUGCAAGGCCAUGACACCAGACAUCUGACCUUGUUGAGAAAUAUGUGGUUAAAGCCCAAAUAGAUAGAAAAACUCCCUUGGUUCCUCCUAGAGCCCUAGCCAGGCUUUGGAUGGAAUCAGAUGCUUCUGCACUUGAAAUUAUGUAACCUUGUUUAUUCAACUAUAUAAAAGCUGGACUCCCUUGCAAUGACUUUGGAGACCUCACCGACAAAUGAACGCACUGUGUUAGGACCUCCCAGUUGCCAGGAAAGGUUCUACAAAUCCUUGCUGCAACUGGGGCUCCGCAGCGAUUGCAGAUCUGCAUGAUGGUGUUUGUGUCCUCUGUACUGACCCCAUCCACUGGCAGAAGAACAUCCUCUGGUUGAAAGCACACACUUAGACAUUUGCUGACUGACAGCCACAGAGUUCACAAAAUUACUGAGAUGAUCUUGCCGAACAUACCUGUCGAUACCACUUCUAAAAGACUCUAACCGAGGAACAGCCUGAUUUUAGAUGACAGUCAUGUCCCAUUCAAAGGAUCUCAAGGACGACUUCCAUAGUGACACUGUACUUUCUAUUUUAAAUGAACAGCGCAUUAGGGGUAUUUUAUGUGAUGUCACCAUAAUUGUGGAAGAUACCAAAUUUAAAGCCCACAGUAAUGUGCUAGCAGCUUCAAGUCUUUACUUUAAAAACAUAUUUUGGAGUCGUACUAUCUGUAUCUCGGGUCAUGUACUGGAAUUAGAUGAUCUGAAAGCUGAAGUGUUUACAGAAAUACUGAACUACAUCUACAGUUCCACAGUGGUUGUUAAGAGGCAGGAGACUGUAACAGACCUUGCAGCUGCAGGGAAAAAACUGGGAAUAUCGUUUCUUGAAGAUCUUACAGAUGCUAAUUUUUCAAGCUCCCCCUGCCCUUAUGCAUACUGUGUUAGUGAGAAAGGGACUGUCAAAGAGGAAAAACAUGAAAAGAGACAUGAAGACUCGGCUGUGACAAACGGACCACGAAUUACAAAUGCAUUCUCAAUUUUUGAAACUGAAAAUAGUUUGUUUUCGCCACUUGAUUUGAGGGCAAACUUUAAAAAGGUAUCUGAGACAGUACAAACCCCCAGCGUCAGCCUUGACAGAAACAACACUUGCAAAGAUGCAGAGCCAGCCAGUACAUUGGCAGAGCACUCCUACGCCGUUUCUUCGGGGGGAGAUACUUUUCAAGGAACACCUCACUUUGAACAGGAAAGCAGCUCUUCGUACAACGCAGGUGAAGACCACUAUGAAAAUCUCCGAGCUACGCCACUCAUUCAGCCUGUAAAACAAGCAUGUAGUACUACUCCUAAAGCAGCCUUCAAGUCCCAGGGUACUGGUUUGGCUGUAGCAAAAGUACCAGCCUCUACAGUAGCCAAUGCAGAAGCCCAGCCUGAAACAGUUAAUGAUCAGAGAAUUAUUUCCAUUCCAAAACCUCAGAAUAAAGCAGGAGAUUUCCAUUUGUCCAGAGAAGAAGAAAACACAUCUGCUAAUAUCUCUGGAUCUGUGACAACUGCUGUUACACCUGCUUACAGCUGUAACUGCUGUGCAAAAUCGUUCAGUGACAGGGCGUUACUCAGUACUCAUCUUCAACUCCAUUCAGAGCAUCAGGAAACUUUCAUAUGCAAAUACUGCAGCAAACAAUUUGCAAAUCUAAAUAUACUGGAAAGUCAUGAACAAGUCUGUAUGAGAUCAAGUAGCUUAUCUGUGCACAGUGGGAAUGAACAAAAUUUUUCAGAUAAUUAUACUGCUACGGAUGGAAGGAAUGAGAGUUCAUAUGCAAACACAGAGCCUCUAUUGUCUGAAAACAGCAUAACUGAUUAUUCUAAUGCAAAUUGCGCUUUACCAGAAACGGAUCACUUGGUUAAAGUUGUUGAUGGGCAGAUAUUAUAUACUUGCAUAGUUUGCAAACGUAGUUAUGUGACGUUGUCAAGCCUUCGAAGACAUGCAAAUGUGCAUUCAUGGAGAAGAACAUACCCGUGUCACUACUGCAACAAAGUAUUUGCAUUAGCUGAAUAUCGCACAAGACAUGAGAUCUGGCACACUGGAGAAAGGCGGUAUCAGUGCAUUUUCUGCCUAGAGACUUUCAUGACUUACUAUAUACUAAAAAAUCAUCAGAAGUCUUUCCAUGCAAUUGACCAUCGUCUUUCAGUAAGUAAGAAGACCGCCAAUGGAGGCUUAAAACCAAGUGUGUACCCAUACAAACUUUACCGACUUCUGCCUAUGAAGUGCAGGCGACUACCUUAUAAGUCCUACCGAAAUUCUACAUAUGAAAACGUUCAAACAAGUAGCCAAGUUAAUGAAACUGCUUCUAGUAACUGCUUCAUUCAGAGUUCUAUUAGUGCUGAGCUACCACCUCUGAAUUUUCAAACUAAUAUAUUAACAAACAACAGAACUCUUGUCUUGGACACUUCUUCAUGUAAUGAUACAGCAUCUUCCACAAAUCCUCAGAACUCUUCCUCUUGGGGAGUAGGUAUCUUAAAUUCUGAUCUGCAAAGAGACUUCUUCACAGCUGACAAAAGAGUUCCUACUGCUACAAAAGACUCUGGUUCUCAUGAGUAUGAUUCCUCGGUUGUGUCUUUAACUAAUGUGAAUGAAAAUUCAACCUCUGUAAUCAGUUACAGCAGUUCUGCACCGUCUGUUAUAAUGCACAGUAGCAGGGUUUCAUCAGUAAUAAUGCACAGUAAAACAAUCACGUCUGUAGAAAACAGUAAGACAGAAUCUUCUAAUAGUGUACCGAGUCAACCUGUAAGUGAUGAUUGUAAUUAUGGGUCAGAUAACUAUGGAAAAUGUAUUACAAAAUCAAAACCUAUUAAGGAGAAAAAGAAAGCACUACUGGGCAGCAGAGCAGAAGCAGCUGAGGAUACGCAGCACGUCCAAGGAUCUGGAGGUUCAUCUAGCAAAACCACUAAUACUGCCGAAGAGUCGAGUAAAACUGAGACCUAUAUUGCAAAGCCUGCCUUACCUGGGACAUCUACUGACAGCAAUGUUGCUCCUCUUUGUCAGAUAACAGUAAAAAUUGGUAAUGAGGCUAUUGUAAAAAGACAUAUAUUAGGAUCUAAGCUAUUUUGUAAAAGAGGACGGAAAUCUAAACACGAGUCCAAACAAGACAAUCUAAAUGAGGAAUCAGAAGCGGAGAUAAAAGAGAAAAGCCCAUCUAGGCUCUAUAGCUCAGAAUGCCUGGAGCUGACAGAAAUGUGUGAUGAUGUAAGUGAUCAGGACUCCAGUGAUAAACCCUGGAGACCAUAUUACAAUUACAAACCGAAGAAGAAAUCUAAACAGCUAAGAAAAAUGAAGAAGACCAAAUGGAGGAAAAAGCAUGGAAACAGGAACACCGUUACGGAAAGUCACAGUACGUGCAGUCGAGAGUAUGCGCUCAGGAGCGCUCCUGAAGACAAGGCAGUGAGUCAAGAAGAGAACACAGAAAUGCCCAGUCUUCAUUGUGAGCUCUGUGAAGGAGAUCAGAACUCCACUACAGAAACUCAAGAACAUGUUCACUGGCAUCUAUCUUCUUCAAAGCCUUACAUUUGUGAAUUAUGCCAAAAACAAUUUCAAAGUCCAUCCACCUUAAAAAUGCAUAUGAGGUGUCACACAGGGGAAAAGCCCUUCACCUGCAAAACCUGUGGUAAAUGUUUUUCAGUCCCUGGAAAUUUACAGAAACAUGAACGUAUUCACCUGGGUGUCAAAGACUUUGUCUGUCAGUACUGUAAUAAGGCAUUCACUUUAAAUGAAACACUCAAAAUCCAUGAAAGAAUUCAUACUGGAGAAAAACGCUACCACUGUCAGUUCUGCUUACAGAGUUUCCUCUAUCUUUCUACCAAAAGGAACCAUGAGCAAAGACACAUACGGGAGCAUAAUGGAAAAGGAUACGCUUGCUUUCAGUGCCCCAAAAUUUGCAAGACGGCAGCUGCUCUGGGAAUGCACCAGAAGAAACAUCUAUUCAAAAGUACAGGUCCACAAGAUAGAAAAGAACAGUUCUGCAACGAAAGUGCUCAGCUGUUGGAAAAUCAACAUUUCCUUGGCUCAGAAGGAAGUGAAGGGAAAAGCAUACAAAGUGUAACUCCAGAAGUUAUACUCUGAGUGACAGUUGUGCAAAAGAGAAGAAAAAUAGAAAAUUAUAUAUGGGAGAAAAUGCAGAUGUAUUGAAUGGGGAAAAUUCUCCACACAGAUAAGUUACAAAGAUCAAAUGUCUUCAUUUAAACAUAUGUCAAUAUAUGCAAAGGAAAGAAAAAUAACACUGAAAAGAAAAACUAGUAUUUGCAAUAAUACAAACUUAAUUUGAAAGACCCCAAAUAGUUUUGCCAGAAUAGACUUCUAGCAUACAUGUAGAGAGAAAGAAGAAGAAAAGGAAGAACUCCUACUUAAAGCUAGAAGAAACUAGCCACUGAACUGUUCUACAGUGCUGUUUUUUCAGUCAGAAUCAUUCUGGACAAAAUAAAUAUGUAGGUUCCAAUUAUAUACUAUAGAAGGAAUUUUUGCUGCAGAAAUCAUAUGUCGCAUUUUUUUUUUUUAACAAAAGUUAAUGUGUUUAUAAACAAAUGGUGAUUUAGUGUAUUCUACAGUGAAGGUGGGCAGUGUUUCAUCAGUUUGGGUAUGCUGCAGUACAGCUGAGUUUUGGAGUGCUUUUCUGUAACUCAACAUUUACAAAACAGACACAGAAGUAUAAACCUUUUUUCCUUUCUGUUUUCAGUUUUGUAGUUACCAUAAUAAGCAUUAAGUCUCUGAGUGCUUGUGCAGAAAGUAUGCCAGAUUAGAGGCAUCUCUGAAACAUGUAAUAAAGAUUCAGUGCAAAUCAUAGUAGCCAGUCUUCCAAACGGCAGGAGUUCCAAAUGAUUGAACUGUAAAGUUAUUCAGGUCAUCUGUUGAAAGCAAAUUGUUCUCAUUAAGUAGUAUAGUUUGAAGAACUCUAUAAUAUAAUUGUCCACCUCCUGUUGAGUCUGAAACUCCUGUCUUUUAGAAAUAUCAUUCUUCUUAGGAGAAGAAGAGGAGAUAAGAGAGUCUUCCUCCACAUCCUGAUGUAAUGCCUGGACAACAAGUGCAGUGCAGCUCCCAGCAAAUGCUUUGAUUUUUGGGAGGAAGAGGUAAAUAACCAGAUUCUUGCUUCCAUGUAUAUCCCUGAGGCAGUUUCCAUAUAUAACAGGGAUAAGGCCAAUUUGUGGGGUUCCUUGUCAUCCCUGUGCCUUAAAUGCAAUAUCAGUACUUUGUAUGUCCCGGCGUCUCACCUGAGGCAAGCUUCAUCUCAGUGUCCCUUGGCCAAGCACAGCAGGCCCAGAGCAGAGAAGUGCCAGCACCAGGUUGCUGGAAGAAGCCACGUUGGCCUUUCUGCUUCCCUUCUCCUGCCGCACCAAAAUGUCACGGUGAGCCUUCUGGCUGUGCGGUUGGCAUUCACCAGGAAUCAGGAGGGUAAGCUUCUGAAAGAAGACAUCACUGAAAUUAACAGUACAGUUAAUCAUGUUUUCACAAAAUAGUGGUAAUUUUAACCAAAAUGAAGAGGUUUAAAAAGUUGAAGAGGUUAAACACCUACAAGUUGCAUAUUAUAUCAUAGGGUUCUGUUGUACUCUAUUUGCACUUCCAAUUUGUUAUGUACAUUCAUUGUUACAAAGUGUUAAAAGUGUUUUAAGUCUGGACAAAGGUCAGUGAACCUCAUCUUAAUUCUAUGUGCAAAUAUGGUACACAAUUUCUUUACUUGGUUUUCCUGAAUAUUCUAAAGGAAAUUAUAGCUUGGGUAUGAUAAAAUUACAAUUGAAAUUAUAGUACAGUAUUGAUUGAAGUAAUAACGUAGUCCACUUAUUUAUCCUGUCAUUGAUGAACGCAAUGAAACGUUUGGUUUCACAGCAGUUUUGGUUCCCUUUUCAAUUAGGAUCGUAGUAAAAUAAACACAGGAAAGUAUGAUGAUGUUGCAAAGAAAGUACACGAAGAUAUUUUCUAAGUGGACUUGUAUGAUGAUAAUUAUAGACCAAAGCAAAUAAGGUAGAAUAUUUAUACAUAUAAAGAUAAUUUUACAGAUAUUUUAUAUAACUGUAUAGUUCAUAAGAAAACUAUUGAUAGCUUGUGUUAGGUUUGGGGGGGGUUUGUAUAUUUUGAUAAAAACACAAUGACUUUGUAACUCUGUAUAUUAUCUACAGUUUAUAGCAAAGGAGUUUUAAGAUGGCAAUGUCAUGUUUAUAGUUCAAUUGUGGCACUUUUACUACAAGUAACACGUUGAAGUAAUGAGUUAAGUAUUAAUGACCAAAUUAGACUUAAAAUAAGUGUAAGAGAAAGUAAAUACUGUAUGUUGUCAAAGACUGUAAUUUGCUGCAUCUGUAUUUUUGUUUAGAAGAAAAUAUUAAAUGCAGAUGUUAAGGAUUGAUAAAGAGUCUAAUUUUAUUUUUAGAGAGAGUUAUUAUAACUGUUUUUGCUUGAUUAAAAUAACCUCUUCCUA